UUUUGUCUCGCUACACACCCAAAUUCUAACAGAAAUGGACUGUUUAACCAAUGUGGGCACGCACGUGCCCGUGCAACGCUCACGUGACAACUCCGUCGCCGUUCACUAUUCGCGGCCCUCUGUAUAUUUUCCGGCCGAUCCCCGGCAGAAAAACAGCCUGCCUCGUGUCAGCUUGUCCUACUCACGGGUGACGAGCUGCAAUGCUCUGCCGUUUGACUUCGGAGGUGGAAAAGGAAUGCAAGGGUUCCAUGAAGUUGAACUGAAAGUUCGAGACUAUGAGUUAGAUCAAUAUGGUGUUGUGAAUAAUGCUGUUUAUGCAAGUUAUUGCCAACAUGGUCGUCAUGAGCUUCUGGAGAGGAUUGGAGUGAAUGCGGAUGAAGUGGCACGAACUGGUGAUGCAUUGGCUUUAUCAGAAUUGUCACUCAAGUUUCUUGCUCCUCUAAGGAGUGGAGACCACUUCGUUGUGAAGGUGAGGGUGGCCGACUCAUCUGCUGUUCGACUCUUCUUUGAACAUUUCAUCUACAAAAUUCCUAGCCUAGAGCCUGUUGUGGAGGCAAGAGCAACAGCAGUUUGGCUUGACAAAAACUAUCGUCCUGUCCGAAUCCCUGCUGAACAGAGAUCUAAGUUGGUUCAGUUUCAAAGGCACGAAGAGGCAAACUGAACUUGGUGGAAUCCAUUAUUGGAAUUCAUAUGGGAUGUCAAUUGUGGGAAGAGACAGCUUACAACCAAUUGUUUCAUCAAAUUUAACCUUUUUAAUUAUGUAUGAUGCUAUUUAUAUUGAUGACUCUUUGAACUCUUCUUUGAAAAUUUGAAAUAAAUAAACUGUGAUAAAUUUGAA
Messenger RNA from Salvia hispanica, 838 nucleotides. Its product is annotated as acyl-acyl carrier protein thioesterase TE3, chloroplastic-like. NCBI's taxonomy places the organism in Eukaryota, Viridiplantae, Streptophyta, Magnoliopsida, Lamiales, Lamiaceae. The record is from RefSeq and is a predicted model, not a curated record. Gene Ontology annotation, cellular component: chloroplast. Gene Ontology annotation, molecular function: fatty acyl-[ACP] hydrolase activity.